This is a messenger RNA of Meira miltonrushii, 1343 nucleotides long. RefSeq lists its product as uncharacterized. The transcript has 2 exons. Lineage: Eukaryota; Fungi; Basidiomycota; Exobasidiomycetes; Exobasidiales; Brachybasidiaceae. The record is from RefSeq and is a predicted model, not a curated record. The coding region runs from base 151 to 999 and encodes 282 amino acids.
CGCAAUCAUAGCUUUUCUAAAUAAUGGGGAACGCCUACCUUUACCUUUUGCCAAUGAUGUAAGAAUGCUUUUCUCGAGGGUGAAUGAGGAAAAAGAAUUUAGUUUGGUUCCAAUCAACCAUUGUGGGAAGGACCAGGCUUACCUCUAGAUAUGGCAGAGUCUUUGAAAGGCGUUGGAUUGAUGAUCUUCUCCACGUCACUGGGCAGGUGGGUUCAAGUCUUCGCUGACUUCCGUCUGGGAACUGAAUUGUCGAAGUUUACUAAGCUGGCAAGCAAAGCUGCAUUGGAGGGAAAAGCACUAUUCCAGACAGACGCUCACGAUCUAUCCAAACUUGUAGAGCUUGUACCAAGCGCCGAGCUUGACGAAGAUGAUCCUGCAUUUAAAAUUCUUCCGCGAACGCUGCCGUCUAAUUCAUCGCGGAGAAUACACGUUUAUGGUCGGGACAGCCCGAGGAUAUUUAUACCUAUAAAAGUGGUGUCUAAAUGGUUUCCAGAACUCAAUUAUCCCAGCGGGCAACGAAUAUCUGUCAAAAUCGAAGGGAAGACGGCAAAAACAGCAGACGAGGUGAAAAUUUUAGUGAGACUUGACAGUAGCGAUGUCGGUCAGAAUCAAGGGAUUUGGUAUAAUAUUCUGAGUUAUACCAGAAGUCAAAAACUACAAAAGAGAUGUGGAAUUACAUCCAACGAAGGCAGAGAGCUAGCAAUUAGUUUGAUUGAAUAUCUACGACCGAUAUCGUACAAAUCGUCAAGCCGAUUCUCUUGUUCCUGUAUUUACAUUUUGCGUCAUUCAGAACGGGACCGCUCCCUUUUCCUUUUUUUUUACUCAAGGCGGUGUAUGUUGCUAAUUGCUAGUCUUUUUCAAGACCUACAUGUCAUGCAACUGCAUCGUAGUUCUUCUUCUAGACUGAUGGAAGCUACUCAUGGAACAUCUGAAAAAAAACGCGAGAUUUUACUUGACCUUGUAAUUAUAUUUCCGAUUAUCAUAUAUACUUUUUUUUAAGAUGAUGUUUGGAUGUGCAGCUUCAGAUACUACUUUGCAGGCGAGACGAAAUAAGAUUUUCGAAAAAAAGAGAAAUAGUGUUUUGAACAUUUAUUUUGUUGGACUGGCGUGAAAGCGCACGCGUCCCCGCACAAGAGGAAAUUUACUUGCGGGGUUUGAGGAGAUAGUUCACGAAUUCGCAUGGAAAAAUAGAGAUAUUCAGCUUAAGAUGAAAAGUUGAUAGGGAGCCUUAUUUUACUCUAUAGAAAUGGGAUAUCAAGGGGUGAAGGCUAAAAGUUGUUCACCAAUAGCGUAAGCGAGGGAAAGCAAGUGCUACCAAUGUUUUUGUGCGUCUUACUUGCUCC